GGGGAGCUUUAAAUUCACUUUCUCCACGUUAGCGAAUGUCGGCUGCCUGCGAAUGCUGCUUUUCCAACUCAGGGAGAGUUUGAGCUGCGGUGGAAAAUGCCCAGGAGGAAGCAAUCCAACCCGCAACCUGUGAAAAGUUCUGGUGGUUUGGAGUUUGCUGAUGCGGGCGACAAUGGUGAUUUUCCCCCAAGCUGCAAAAGACUCAAGGUUGAAAAGGAUUUCCGGACGGCUGCCCAAGCUGAAUCUACUGCCAGGCCACCCAACGAUUCCCGGGACAGUCGUGAUGCCCCCUUUCCCCAGACGAACGGCUUUGUCAGUCAGUGUCAUCUGGAAGCCAGCAUGGAAGUUGCACUGGAAGAGGACUGUAGUCUUGAGGAAUCUUCCUUGUACUGUGAAAGUCUCAGCCAAACCAAAGUACCGGGUGGUGAGGAACUGUACAAAUGUUCGUACUGCAGUUACACAGCUAAGCAGGCAGACAAAUUGAAGCAUCAUUUCCUGAUUCACGAAGGCCAGAAGGCUUCACGGUGUGUCGAAGAGCCUGACCAGUCCCAGAGAAGGCCAGUCGAGUGCACUGGCUGUCACGUCGCCUGCGAUCAUAUGAUAACCCCAGCUCGGCACGCGAGCCAGCCUUCAACAGAAAUGAAGGACGGCACAGUUUCGAGGGAACCUGUGCCCUCGGAAACGGGUAAUACCUCUGCUGCCGUAGGAAGUGAGAAGAAAUUUUACAAUUGCUCGUAUUGCAACUACACAUCAUCACUAAUGGGGAAUCUACAGCGCCAUAUCCGCAUUCACCUAGGAGAGAAGCCCUUCAAGUGCGACCAGUGUUACUAUGCAACCGGCCAGUCAGGGAACCUGAAACGGCACAAGCUAAUCCAUACCCAGAAGAAGUCCUUCAUCUGUAACCAGUGUGACUAUGCUUCCGUCCAGAUGGGUAAUCUCAAACGACACAUGCUGACGCACUCGAGGAAGAAGUGCUUCAAAUGCGGCCAGUGUGAGUACGAAGGAGAAAGUAUGGCUGAUUUAAUGAGGCACAAGCAAAACCACAAAGAUGACAAAGGGUCAAUGGACAAUCCACAAGCAGACACAGUCGAGGUGAAGGAAAGUAGUGAGGAGAAGCCUUAUAAAUGUUUGUACUGUAGCUACGCCUCGCCGCUGCUGGGGAACCUGCAGCGACACACGCGUAUCCACCUGGGGGAAAAGCCCUUUAAGUGUGACAAGUGCAGUUACUCCUCUUGUCAGAUGGGGAACCUUAAACGCCACCUGCUGACACACACGCGUGAGAAGAUGCUCAGCUGCCGGCACUGCGGCUACAUCUGCGGUAACGCAGUGGAUUUGAGGCAGCACAAGCAGAUUCACGUUAAGGUCAAGCUCUCACUGGAUGAGGUGAAACCUCCAGUGAGUGAGCAGAGUACGAGUGAUCCAGUCCCAUCUGAGCCGGCCGAAGUGGGCGCCGGGGACAAAAAGCCUUACAAGUGUUCGUAUUGUGAUUACACAUCGUUAUUGCUGGGGAAUCUCCAAAGGCACACAAGAAUUCAUCUUGGAGAGAAACCCUUUAAGUGUGACCAGUGUGACUAUGCAACCUACCAGUCUGGGCACCUCAAGAGGCACAGACAAACUCAUAUGCACAAAAGGUCACUCAAGUGCCGCUUGUGUGACUGUGUCUGUGGUAACAUGACGGAGCUUAAGCAACAUCAACAAGAGCACACAACGAGCAGCGGAAGCGGGGAAAAGAAGCCUUAUAAAUGUACGUACUGUAAUUACGUGUCGUCCUUGUCGGGGAAUCUCCAGAGACACCUGCGCAUUCACCUGGGAGAAAAACCCUUCAAGUGCGACCAGUGCGAAUACGCGUCUCACCAGUCUGGAAACCUCAAGCGGCACCUGUUAACGCACACGCGGCCCAAGUCCUUCAAGUGCGGCAUCUGCUACUGUACGUGUGCCAGCGCGGAGGAGCUCAGGGACCAUAAGGAGGGUCACAUCAAGAAAGAAUCACUGACGUGGGAGGGGAGUGAGAAGCCUCAGGAGCUUUAUGCCUGUAAGCUGUGCAGUUUUGUCUCAGAGUAUCCGGGUCAUCUCAUGAGGCACAUGAAAACUCACAACGCAGAAAAGCCAUACAAGUGUCACUAUUGUUCGUAUGCCACAGUACAACAGGGUAACCUCAAACGGCACAUACUGAUCCACACCGGGGAGAAGCCCUUCCAGUGUGACGAGUGUAGUUACACCUGCAGCCGAAUGGAGAAUCUGAAACGGCACAGACAAACGCACGUGGAGAAGGCCUCGCCGGGCGAAGGCAGCAGUCUGGCAAAAUCCGAGAAAUCCUUUCCUUGUGAGCUGUGCGAUUUUAAGGCGCGGUACCCCAGUAUCCUUGCGAGGCACGUGAAAACUCAUGCGGACGUGGCCGAGAAGGUGGAGGGUGCCCAGAGGAAUGGCCCAGAUAUAAAGCCCUUCAAGUGUGACCGGUGCACUUACUGUAGCAGCAGUGCGACGAGCUGGAAAGCACACUUACAGAGUCACCUGGACGAUGAAGUGGCACCGCAGCACCAGGAGGAAAGCAAGACUGAAACUGCCCCGAAAGAUUUCUCUUGCAACCUGUGUGACUUCAUUACCCAGUACCCAGAUGACCUAAUGAGGCACAUUAAAACACACAACAUGGACUCUGAACGCAAUGAUCCCCAGACCCCUUCCGCUGAGGUACACACAGGUAAAGAGAGUGAAAACAUUUUCUCUUGUAAGUCGUGCAAUUUUGUCACCCAGUACCCUAACCAUUUCAUAAUGCAUAUGAAAACACACAUGAAAACUCUCAGCACUAGCAAUAGUGAAUACCAGUGUUCUCAUUGCAACUACAGCACCAAGCAAAGUGGGAAUUUCAAGCGUCACAUCCAGAUUCACUUGGGUAUAAAACCAUAUAAAUGUAAGAAGUGCAGCUAUGCUUCAAUUAACUUUGCAAACUUGAAGAGGCACUUACAGACCCAUAUCAAGCAAGCGUCUGACCAAACUAAUCCCUCCUCAUCCAAUACGUUUGAACUUUUCCAAAAGGACAUAAAAACGGAGAGCGAAGAUGAUCCCUGCUCGCAGGAAGAACACCUUGAAAGUGAUGACAAGCGGCCCAGCUGUAGAAAUUUGAAAUGGAAGAGACAAUAUAAAUGCUCUCAGUGCUAUUACAAAAGUACCGAGCUGGGAAACCUCAACAGACACAUCAGGAGUCACAGAGGAGAAAAACCCUUUAAGUGCACUCAGUGCGAUUAUGCUUCCACCCAGAUGGUCAACGUUAAGCGGCACCUUCAAACACACACAGGAAAGAAGCCCUUCCAGUGCCCCCAGUGCAAGCUUGUGUGUGAGAGCAGAGAGGCCCUAAAGCUCCACAAGCAGAGUCACGAGGCGAGUGCAGUGAUAAAGCAGGAGGGGGAGAGUGAAAAUAGCACUGGCAAAGAGCAGAAAGUCUUCACUUGCAAGUUGUGUAGCUUUGCCUCUCAGUAUCAGAGCAACCUCAUAAGACACAUGAACAUACACAACUAUAAGAGGCCGUAUAAAUGUUCACAGUGUAACUACGUCUCUGCCCAGAUGGGCAAUCUGAAGCGACACAUGAGGAACCACCUCCAGAGCGAAACCUUCCAGUGUGAGCAGUGCAACUAUUCAUGUGCUUCCAUGACUAACCUCAAACGACACGCCAGGGUUCACUCAAGUCAAAGUCCAGCUGUAGAAUAAAGGGAAAUCUUGUGUCGGAAAGGUCAAAGAGCCCACGGUUCAACAAGUUAGAUUGCUUGCGAUGGGCAGCAUUCAUAAUCUUAGAGCGCUGAUGUAGAACCUGUCACUUAUCCCAGUGAUGGGACAUGUGCCGGCAUUCACACCUCUUCAGUGCGAGCAGUUACAGAGGCUAAUGGGCCUCAAUAGGGAUAAACGAACAUUGGGGAGAGCUUUACAACGAUACUUGAAAUCACUGUAAAUCUUAAAAAUACAUUUGUGAACGUAAGUUCUGUUGGAACAUAAGAGUGGAGUUUUCCCAGAAGGUCUCUUUGGGGUAUACACCUGUUUUGCUUUUUGGUAAAUUCCAAUUAAGAAGGUGAAAAUCAGAGGCCAAACUUUCGGUGAACUAUCAAACUUAAGUUGCUCAAUGAGGAAGAAUUUCACUCAGUGAUUGGUUAUAUUGAAACAAGAAAAAAAUAUAAUAGCAUUCAUACUAUUGUUAAAAUUGGGCAAAUGGGUCCAGGAGGGAAGCUGAUUCUUUUUUUUCCAUCCACAUCAUUGCUUUAAGUUUAAGAUGAUGUAAAUAGGCAUUAACAGGUAAAUAACCAACUGAAUGUACGUUAGCAGGUAAGAGUUACUGCAGAUGCGUAAUCUAGCAGUGAUCGCUGAACAGCUAUGUAGACAAAGCUGUCCAUGAAUUUCACUUCCUUGUGGGGCUGAGCCUUUUUGUUUUGGUUUCCCAGGAAUCCUACAGUAGCUUUACACUGGGGUCGUUGAUUUAGUUUAAAUUUGAGCUGUGUUCAAUUACAUUAAAUACUAAAGCAUGGGUUGUGAUUUUUUUUUGGAUAAUUUAUAUAUUUAGUAAUAAUCAGAGAGAAUUCAUUAUUAUAUGUUUCUGAAUUUCAUCUCAAUCUGUUACCCUACCAAACAACAUAUUAUAAGUUUGUUGAUCCACUUGA
Molecule: messenger RNA, 4640 nt
Organism: Hypanus sabinus (Atlantic stingray)
Lineage: Eukaryota; Metazoa; Chordata; Chondrichthyes; Myliobatiformes; Dasyatidae
Product: zinc finger protein 836-like
Exons: 2
Coding region: 97-3702 (1201 amino acids)
Biological process (GO): regulation of gene expression
Cellular component (GO): nucleus
Source: RefSeq, a predicted model, not a curated record